Messenger RNA from Theobroma cacao (cacao), 1678 nucleotides. RefSeq names its product 2-oxoglutarate (2OG) and Fe(II)-dependent oxygenase superfamily protein. Lineage: Eukaryota; Viridiplantae; Streptophyta; Magnoliopsida; Malvales; Malvaceae. The record is from RefSeq and is a predicted model, not a curated record.
AUUUUUGUUGUUUCUUUAUGUCUGUACUUAAAAAAUAAAAAUAUUGGUAAUUGAACUGCAUUAUACUAAAAUUCUUUGCUGACCAUGCCACGAUGUCUCUUUGUCCGCUUAAAUCAUUUUGGUCUCUUGGAUUCAGUGGAUGUAAACAAUAGGUGCAUAAUACUAUUACUAGUGGUUAGUAUCAGCUAGGAGGGUUAUGUCGUGCUUUUGAUCCGUGGUCUCCACCAUUAGGUGAUUGUGUUUUAGUUUUUAAAUGAAAUUUGUCUGCAAAAGAUAGCUACAAAACUCACUCUUCGCCCACCAUCUUUUUAUGCCUAACCAAUCACUCUAAGUAUCGUGGUCACCGUGUUGCCAUUUUUCCUAUGAUGCAUUUUAUUAUAAUUGUUAGUGGUGGUAAAUAAUGCCUAAUCUUUAAGUAGCUUAAUCAUUUCUGGUAUGUGCUAGAAUGCUAAUCUAUUUUCAGAUUCUUCCACCCUAGAUCCUAUAUGUAACCAACCUACCACUCUUAGACUGCAAUCCAAUUCAAGGAUCUUGUUUUGUUUCCAUAUAUAAUAAUGUCUGAACUGCAAGAUUCUAUAAAGCUCCCAGUAUUAGAUCUAACCCAACCUUCUGAACCCUCUUUUCUAUCUUCCCUCUCACAAGCCUGUCAGGAAUGGGGCUUCUUUUAUGUUACCAACCAUGGCAUCCCGCAAAAUCUAUUUAACAAAGUUCGUGCACUUUCAAAUGAAAUAUUUAGCCUUCCUCCAGAUACGAAGCUCAAACUCGGUCCAUCAUCAUGUAUCAAAACAUACACACCCUAUUUCAUAGCUUCUCCCUACUUUGAGAGUUUAAGAGUUAGUGGUCCGGAUUUCUUUGCCUCUGCUAAGGCUUCUGCUAAUGAACUCUUUGGCCAAGAGAAAUCUGAAUUUAGUGAGAUAUUACAACAGUAUGGAGACAAUAUGAUGAACUUGUCAAAGAGAAUCGCGGAGAUCAUAUUAAGGAGUUUAGGAGAUGGUUAUGAAGAGAAGUUCUAUGAGUCUGAAUUUGGUGACUGUCAUGGAUAUCUGAGGAUAGUAAAUUACACACCACCAGAUGAUGUGGAAGAAAGGGAAGUUGAAGGACUCGGAAUGCACACUGAUAUGAGUUGCAUAACAAUUGUGUAUCAGGAUGAGCUUGGUGGGCUCCAAAUGAGAUCCAAGGAAGGGAAGUGGAUGGACGUACGCCCAUGUGAGAAUUCCUUAGUAGUGAACAUAGGAGAUCUUAUGCAGGCUUGGAGCAAUGGGAGGUUAAGAUCAUCAGAGCACCGAGUUGUUUUGAAGCAGUUCAUGAACCGGUUCUCUCUAGCAUUCUUCUGGUGCUUUGGGGAUGAGAAGGUAAUCUUGGCACCAGAUGCAGUUGUGGGAGUUGGGAACUCAAGGGUUUACCAUCCAUUUGUUUGCUUGGAUUACCUAAAGUUUAGAGAAAGUAAUGAGGUUGGUAAUUUUGACAAAAUAGGAUACACUGUAAAGGAUUUUGCUGGGUUAAAAGUCGAAGUGCAGUGAUUAGUCAUGAAUUCUUAAAUGUUGCCUGUUGUUUGUUUUCUCAAUGUAUAUGGAAAUCCAUCAUUAGAAUUGUGGGGUCAAUAAUUUAAUUAAUCCAAUUGUGAAUCAUGUGUUGUUGACUAGCAGUAGUAAACUAAUGUAUUGUUUUCUAUUUAUCA